Molecule: messenger RNA, 612 nt
Organism: Fusarium oxysporum Fo47
Lineage: Eukaryota; Fungi; Ascomycota; Sordariomycetes; Hypocreales; Nectriaceae
Exons: 1
Coding region: 1-612 (203 amino acids)
Source: RefSeq, a predicted model, not a curated record
AUGUCUCUCUCCUUGGAACAAAAGACCCGUCUCCUCGCCCGCCAGGUCCAGCGCUUCCACGAAUACAGUGCUGGAACCGGUCGACCCAACAGCAAGAUCAUCAAGGCUCCUGACGUCAAACUCGCUGCAGCUCUUGAGCCCGACUUCGGCUUCUACGCGUCAGGUGAUGCAAAGGCUACGCACGAGUCGUGGCCAUUUUACUGGCAGCUGCAUGGCAAGGGUCGUGUUCUGACGAGAGACUUGGAGUGGUUCAGACACAUGGGAUACAAAUUGCUCCAGAAUGGCAAGGUGGAGGCUUCAGACUUCCCCACGACGACUUAUGAGGAGCAGCCUAAGCAGAACUGGGAUGAGUUGUAUGGGCCCCCAGCUCCCGCCCUCACGGAGGCGCAGAGAGAGGCGAUGUGGGCUGAGACUGGCGCGGACGAUAAAUUGCACCGUCUUCACGAAAAGUCAAAGCCGCAACCCACCGCCUUCGAACGCAUAGCCCAGGACUCGGGAAAGUCCGCACGGGGGACUGCUCAGCCUGGAGAUGGCGAUCUCAUCACAUUGGCUACGGACUCUGUGCCCGUCAACAAAGCUCUUUGCGACUUUGAACCCCUGUGUCUUCAAUAA